AUGGCCAGCCGCGAAAGCGCCUUCGUGCACGCGAUAGCUGCUGCAGGAGUUGCGGUGCAGGUGUCGAGAGCGUGCCGAGACGGCCGACUGGCCUCCUGCGGCUGCUCGAGGGCGCCCAGGCCCAGGGACCUCCAAAAGGAAUGGGUCUGGGGCGGAUGCGGCGACAACCUGGAAUACGGAGCCAAGUUUGCCCAGGAAUUUGUGGACAUCAGAGAACGCGAACGAAGGGCCAGAGUUAAAAAGGGCUCCAAAGCUCAAGGCAGAGCUUUAAUGAACUUGUAUAACAACGAGGCUGGUAGAAGGGCGGUGGUCGCAAAAUCCAAAGUCACCUGCAAAUGCCAUGGAGUUAGUGGCUCCUGCAGUCUCAUCACUUGCUGGCAACAACUUGCCAAUUUUAGAGACAUUGGUGAUUAUUUAAAAGACAAAUAUGAUGGUGCAACCAAAGUCCGAAUAAAUAAACGCGGAAAGCUCCAAAUCAGAGACACCAGCUACAAAAUGCCUUCUCCAGGAGAUCUGGUCUACAUUGAAGAUUCGCCGAAUUAUUGCGUUAAGAAUCAAAUCACUGGCAGUUUAGGAACACAUGGCAGAGUUUGCAACAGGACUUCGGACGGCCUGGACGGCUGCAAGUUGCUCUGCUGCGGCCGCGGCUACAACACCCGGAAGAUUUCUGUCCGGGAGCGAUGCGAAUGCAAAUUUCACUGGUGCUGUUUUGUCGAAUGCAAAACCUGCGUUCGAAACGUCGACGUACACACUUGCAAAUAA
Ctenocephalides felis (cat flea) is the source of this 762-nucleotide messenger RNA. RefSeq names its product protein Wnt-5b-like. Gene Ontology annotation, molecular function: cytokine activity; frizzled binding. Gene Ontology annotation, biological process: canonical Wnt signaling pathway; neuron differentiation; cell fate commitment. The transcript is spliced from 6 exons. The coding region runs from base 1 to 762 and encodes 253 amino acids. Lineage: Eukaryota; Metazoa; Arthropoda; Insecta; Siphonaptera; Pulicidae. The record is from RefSeq and is a predicted model, not a curated record. Gene Ontology annotation, cellular component: extracellular region.